AUGGAAAAUAAUAUAGAAAAUAAUAAUAAUGAAUAUGAUAAAAAUAAUGAAAUAUUAUUUUGGAAAGUUUAUCGUAAUGUUUAUUUAAAUAAAUAUAUUUAUGAAAUUUUAACUUGUAUGGAUAUAGAAUGUAAUAAUAUUAGAUACCUUAAUCUGGAUAGUAGAGCAAAAUAUAAAAAUAUUAAAUCAUUAGAAUUUAUGGUUGAAAAAAAAUUGUUUGGAUUGUUAAGAUAUAAAAUUGAAAAUGAUGAAUUCAUUGACAUUACAACAAAAGGAGUUAGAGAAUUAAUUAAGGCAUCCUCAUUCAUAUCAGUAACUAUCACACCUGAGGGCAAAAAAUUACAAUCAAGGGUUGAUAAUGAAAUGGCAAUUGAAUUAUUUAAAUUAUUAUUAAAUAAAAAAACUUGUCAUGUAUUGGAAACCCAACCAAUUAAUAAUGCAAUACUAUAUAGCAGAUAUAGAAUCAUAGAGAUCUUAAUAAAUGAACCAUAUAAUACAGAUACAGAUAUUGAAGUUUUUUUAUUUUCAAUUAGGAGAUUAAUGCCAGUUUCAAUUUUAAAAAAAUUAUAUGAAAAUAGUUUAAGGUUUGGUGGUGCAAUGGGUUUUGAUAAAAUGAAAAGUAAUGUAUAUGGUGUUUCAAAUUGUGAAACUCUAAAUUACCUUUUGGAUACUUUAAAAAUAAAUGUAAAUAAUAUUAAAUUAUUUCAAGUUUCAUUACCAAUGAAUUUCUUUUCAUCUAGAUUUUCAAUAGAUUUUUUAUUAAAAUUGGUUGCUGUUGGUUAUUUUAAUGAAUCCAUUUCAAAAUCUUACGAGGAUCCAGUUGAAUAUUUUUCAACAAUAAUUGAUUCAUUUAAUAAAUCAAAACAUUCAAAGAUUAUAACCAUAGAUAAAAUAGAUCUAUUUUUUGAAUUGUAUUUUAAUAUUAAUCAAAUUAAAAAAACAAUAACUCAAUACGAUAUUGAUUUGAUUAAAAAUGAAAUUUUAUCAAUAAAAAGACAAAAUAAUAAUAAUAAUAAUAAUAAUAAUAAUAAUAAUAAUAAUAAUAAUAAUAAUAAUAAUAAUAAUAAUAAUAAUAAUAAUAAUAAUAAUAAUAAUAAUAAUGAAUCAUUAACAACUCAACAAUUAUUUAAAUUUUUAGUUGAAACUACAAACUCAAGAAAAUUAUACAAAUUAUAUUAUUAUAAUUAUUUUGAAUUAGUUGAAGAAAGUGAAAUAUUAAAAUUAAAUUUUCUAAACACACAAAAAACCAAUUAUAUUCUAAGUAUUAUUAAAAGUUUUAUCUCUAUUAAAGGUUGCAAGGAUAAUGGUGACGGUGGCCAAUUAGAUAUUAAUAAUUUUAUUAAAUUUUUAAAAUCAUUUUCAAAUCAAUAUAAAAGAAAAAAAUGCUCAUUAGAUAAUGUGGCAUUUAAUUAUAUUAGGAGUACAAUUUUUAAACAUGUAAAUGAUAAAGAAACCUAUGAAAUAAUUAAAAAAUCAAUCAACAAUACUAAAUUAUUUAAUAUACUUCAAUUACCAGUGGAAUGGAAUUCAAAAUUAAAACAAUUAAUAAAUGAAAAUGAAAUUCUUAUUAUCGAUUCAAAGGAAACCAUUGAUUGGUUAUAUAAAGCUACGAAAUCAGUUUAUUUAAAAUCAAUUUACAAUCAAAAGAGAAUACGAGAAAUGGUAACAUUUGAAUCUUUUUCAUUAUUUCAAUAUACAACUAAUGUUCUAGAAUCAACUCUCAGUAGAAAACAUGUUGGUAUAUAUAAAACUCCUAUAAUAUUAAAACCUAUUAAAUGGUCACAAAUAUUAAACAACCCAUUAUCAGAUGCAUUAACUCAAUGUAAUUUAAUAGAUGAAAUAAUUGAUCCACAAUUUCAAAAUAAAACGAUCAAUAUAAUUCACUUAAUUAAAUCAUUAAAGAUUAAUAAUUUCAAAUUUGAAGGAUCAAAUUCUGAUUUCAAACUAAAUUUUAAUUUAAAACUAAUUAAAAAUUUUAUUAAUCAAAUCAAUAAUAAUAAUAGCAAUAAUAAUAAUAGCAAUAAUAAUAAUAAUACCUUUGAAAUUUUAUCAAAAAUUAAAAUUGAUUUAUCAAAACAGAAAAAAACCCAAGUAAUCAAAGAACUAUAUGAUUCAAUAAUUGGAUUGGAUUUAAACCAUUGCUUAGUAAUAUUAAAUGGUAUUGAUUUAUUUGAUGAUAUCGAUAUAAAAGGAAGUUAUAUUGAUUGUUUUUUUGAUUUUUGGAAUUGGAUUUCCAAAAAUCAAAAUAAAUCACCAAUAUCAAAUUUAAUUUAUAUAAAUUAUUGUAAUGUACCAUAUAUAAACACUGAUAUUGAUAAAUUCAUUCAGUUUUUUAAAUUUUGGAUUAAUAAAGCAAUCUCAACCUUUAAAGAAAUUAAUAAUUCCACUUCAAAUGUCUUCAAUAUAAAGCAUAUAGCCUUUUUCCAAACAAUAAUUAAUCAUCUAUACAAUAGACUCAUUCAAAUUAGAGGUAUCAAGUUUUUACAUUUAUUUGAAAUUAGAAAAUUAAUUAUUGAUAUUAAUAAAUAUAUAAAUAAUAAUAAUAAUAAUAAUAAUAAUAAAAAUAAUAAUAAUAAUAAUAAUAAUAAUAAUAAUAGUAGUAAUAAUAAUAAUUGUAUAGUUAUAAAUCAUAAUUCAUAUCAUGUAUUUUAUUAUUUAUUGAUAAAGUACCCAAGUAUUAUAAAAUACUUUUUUUUAGUAGCUGAUAUUUCAAAACCUCUUGAUGACAAACUUUAUAUUUAUGAUUAUAAUUAUGAUAAAAUGAUACUCAGAGAACCAAAUGGUUCAAAAGAUAAAGUUAGAAGAUUAUUGGAUGAAAAUGUUUUCACAUUUGAUUACAUUUUUGGUAAUAUCAUAUGUAAAUUUGAAAACUGUUAUAAUCCAACCAAUGGUGCACCAUUUGAAUCAAUUUUAGAACAUUUCAAAUCAUUCAACAAUAAUAAUUUACAUAAUGCAAAUAAUUUCUCACAAAUUUAUUAUUACUCACAUCAAUUAAAUUAUUUUUUAGAUAUUAGAAGGUUUGAUUUAUUCUUAAAAGAGGUUAAAACCAUUCAAUCUCUAAAUAAAACAAUUGAAAAUAUUGAUGGGGUAAUUGAUAAAAUCAUUAAAUAUGUUUCCAAUAUUAGCCAAACAAUAGAUUUUCAACUAUUACAGGAAUCAAUAGAUGCAUUAUCAACUUUGGUUAUUGGUGGAAUUAAAAAAUGUUGUCAAGUUUAUUUGAAAUGUGCAAUUGUUGACCAAAGAACUGAAAUCAUAUCCUAUAUUAUCAAUCACUAUAAUUUAGAUUCACUCGACUCCAAAUAUUCAAUUCAUAUUCCCAAUUAUAAUAUAUAUGAAUAUCUAUAUCAAAACCAUCCCAAUUUUAAGAUUCCUUCAUCAGGGUUAUUUUAA
Dictyostelium discoideum AX4 is the source of this 3390-nucleotide messenger RNA. RefSeq lists its product as hypothetical. The transcript has a single exon. Lineage: Eukaryota; Evosea; Eumycetozoa; Dictyosteliales; Dictyosteliaceae. The record is from RefSeq and is a predicted model, not a curated record. The coding region runs from base 1 to 3390 and encodes 1129 amino acids.